Messenger RNA from Colias croceus (clouded yellow), 2913 nucleotides. RefSeq names its product liprin-beta-1 (gene Liprin-beta). Gene Ontology annotation, cellular component: presynaptic active zone. Gene Ontology annotation, biological process: neuromuscular junction development. The transcript is spliced from 13 exons. NCBI's taxonomy places the organism in Eukaryota, Metazoa, Arthropoda, Insecta, Lepidoptera, Pieridae. Bases 181 to 2802 code for a protein of 873 amino acids. Gene Ontology annotation, molecular function: protein binding. The record is from RefSeq and is a predicted model, not a curated record.
UUUAUACACGUUUCUUAUAACGAUCGGCUUGUUUAUGUGAAAAGCUAUAACACUUAUUUUUGUCUAAUAAAAGGAUCAAAGUUUAAAGGGUGCGGGGAUACGGAUCGAACGUUCGCGUUCUAUUUCUGAGCACGUACGUUUACCGUGUUCUUACAGGCGCCACUCAUUUCGAACUACAACAUGCGUGAACGCGGCCGCGAGGGAUCAAUCGUAGCUGCCACUAUAGCUGCGUUGCAUAGCCGUUCGGCUAUUGAUGUUAAAUCUCAACUGGUCAAUCCACGUCCAACCACCGAAGUGGACAGGAACGUGUUUCGAUCUCCAAGAAAUAUCAUUCCUGACGAUCAAUUGAGACGGGUAUCUGUGAUCAGUGAGCGCCCUUUAUCAACAGCAUCAGAAACGUCAGAGCGCGAUUCCGCGUCCAUUCAAUCCAGCGAGGAACCUCCCUUACACGAGAGCGGUGACUCGGACAGUCCAGAUGAAACGACAGUGAAAUGUUCGGGAUGGACGGAUCGUACUGCACCAGCUCAGCGAGCUGAUUCUUCUGAUUCAGACACUUCUUCGAGUGAAGAUGAUGACGAUUCGGAUGGCCAAGAAUAUGUGACGCGUGACCAUGAUGCAGAUUACCGCACUCUUACGCCUAAUAGACGUUCUGAUAAUAGUACACGAUGUGAUGGGGAUUUUAAAUGGAUGCCGAGCGUAGACAUGAUGGAAGAUACUGGAGAUAUGCAUUCAGUCGGUUCUCGUGGUAAUAAUUGCAAUUCAGCAAGCUUAGAGAGAAGGCGUCGUACGCCAAGUGACCGGGGAGAACGUGACCGUAAAACAAGGUCAUCGUUGUCAACAAAACCGCCACAGCAUCCGUCGGUCCCACGGGUAUCUCCCCGGCCGCGUCACUCGAGAAAUGAAGAAACACCACCUGAACUGCAGCGACGUUGGAAUUCUUAUGAACAUUUUCGAUGGCCUGAAGGCGGAUGGUGGCCACCUAUGUGUUGGUGUCACGGUCCGCCCCCGCCACCUCCUUGUUGUAUGCAUGAACAUAAUAAUUGGCCGUCACAUCCAUCCCUAGCACCGGUUCCUUCUCGUCCGUUUAAGAAUGACGCGGAAGAUCGAGUGCGGCGGCUGGAGGCGGAUAAGGAGAGCUUACAGCUACAAGUGCAGGUUUUGUCAGAACAAAUUGCGGCACAGACGGAGAAGAUGACGGACCUGGAGCGAUCUCUACACGAUGCGAGGCAGCGACUAGAUGAUACUGAACAAAGACUGCAAAAGGAAAUGCUGCAGCGUUCAUCGCUCGAGACGCAAAAGUUGGAAUUGCUGUCGAAGUUGAGCGAAGUUCGGUUGCGGGCGGCCGAGCGGGGCGUGCUGGAGCGCUCGCCGCCGCCCGACGCGCCCGUACCACGCCCGGCACCGCCGAGGACGCCGCCCGCGAACUACGGGCGGCAGAUCGAGCGCAACACGCACGCGUACUCCUCAUUACCGCGCUCGUCGGUGCUGGCGACGGACGCGCGGCUCGCGUUCGGUAAACACAUCAACAACAUGGUGGUGGCUCGCGGCCGCGGACAAUCGGUGCCGAACCUAGCUGAGAAAGAGGACGCCAUACCACGUGGUAGUCCAUCACCAUCGUUACGGGAGGUUCGAGCUCGGCUGGGUAGUGGGAGUGUGAGGCUUGAGGGGGAUGAACUGUCACGAUCUUCGUUACGUGCGUCUGCGCCUAGGCAACGGCCACAGACUAUGCCCUGGCAAACAACAGACGUGCGCCAAUGGGACUGCGACACGACAUGCGGUUGGCUAGAACACCUCGGUCUAGACGCAUACACACCAGCGGCACGUACUUGGCUCGGCUCUUCGCCGGACGCUCGCGGUGUUAUCGCAUCUGCUUCACCAGCGAAUAUAGAAAAGGAGCUAGGGAUAAAACAUCCAAUGCAUAAGAAGAAGAUUGUGCUCGCUAUUACUGAUCUUUUGGGUGGUCACGGCGACGCGAUGCUAACGGCAGCUGGUCGACUGGACACGGCGUGGGCGCUGCGGUGGCUGGAGGACGUGGGCGUGUGCGGCGCGCGCGCGGCUGCGGCCGAGGCGGCGCUCGACGCGCGACUGCUGCACCGCCUCACGCACUCCGACUUAUAUAACCACCUGCGGGUCACGCAUGCGCUGCACGCACUCUCUAUCAGGAGAGGCAUCCAAGUGCUCCGCGACAACAAGUUCAACCCGGACACGAUGAUACGUCGCGCGGCAGAAGGGGAAGUGGCCCUCGUUGGUUCAGACAUGGAGGGCGACAGCGGGGGUGCGGCGACAGCUCUGGGGGGCGCGGGGAGCACACCCGCGUCAGAGUUAGCACGCUGGUCGUCGCAUAGAGUCAUGCAGUGGUUGAAAGAGAUUGAUUUAGCGGAGUACGCGCCUAACCUGCGUGGGGCGGGUGUUCACGGAGGUCUUAUGUUACUAGAGCCACGUUUUACAGCCGAGCUGCUCGCGGCGCUCCUCAAUAUUCCCGCCAACAAGACGUUAUUACGGCGACAUCUUACACAGAGAUUUAACGAUCUAUUAGGACGGGACGUAAUACAACAGAAGCGUAACGCCGAACAAACGUUGGGUUACCAACCACUCACUGCUACUACCAAAUAUAAGGUGCCAAAGAGGAGUCAAUUCUCGCUAAAACGCAAGAAGAGCCGCGAGGAAGAUCUAGGCGAGCUCGUGUGUCCGCUGCACGACGACUGCUCAGGUGACGCGGGUGACGGUACGACGAGAGCAAAAUCAGCGGCAGCCGGCGAGUCGGGUGCCUGUCCCCCGCGUGACGUCACUCGCGGCCACUAGCCCGCGCCGCUGCGUGUGUGCGUCGGCGCCGAGACCGUGCUCUAGCGCGCGCACGCAGCGGACACAAGCGCAGCGGCGGACACGUGCGCGCGUGCCGGCGUCCGGGACGCU